AUGCAAAACAUUGUACGGAAACAGUGGAUAGCAAAGGGAAUAAUCAUUACAGAACAGUAUUCUGAAAAAUUGUGGUUUAUGGAACUGAUUAAGAAAUACAAGAUUGAAAAUUUUACAUAUCAUUAUGAGGAUGAAGAAGACACUUUAAUGACAAUUAUAGACAAUUUAGAAUAUAAAAAUUACUUCAAAGAAUUAUAUAAGCAUAAAGGAAAAAUUCGUAUAGCAAAAGCAUAUGUACUGAUAUAUAGGGAAGAUAUAAAGAGAAACCACAUUAAAUGUAGUAAAAAUAUGGAAUUUUAUGAAGAUGAAGAAAAAAAAUAUAAUGAACAUAUAUUAGACGAUUUGAUAAAUGGUUAUGAUGAUGAAGGUAUAAUAUAG
This is a messenger RNA of Plasmodium malariae, 378 nucleotides long. RefSeq lists its product as uncharacterized. The coding region runs from base 1 to 378 and encodes 125 amino acids. The transcript has 2 exons. Lineage: Eukaryota; Apicomplexa; Aconoidasida; Haemosporida; Plasmodiidae. The record is from RefSeq and is a predicted model, not a curated record.